AGUACGUGUGUAUUAAUGUAGCGUCGUAACAAAAUAAUCGUGAACAAACGAAAAUGUUAUUGCAAUCAUUUUAUUUCAAUAAAGUUUUUUGGGUUUUAAAGAACAACCCCGUGUUAACUCGCAUUGUAAAUAAAGUUUGUACAAAAACGAACCGGAAAUAAUAUUAAUCAACAGCGUUCGCUGCUGGCUGCACUUUCUGUGAAAAUUAAACAUUUGUUAAAUAAUGUAACACAGUUUGUUAGCAUAUGAGGGAAACAUUUGUAAUUUAUUGUGUACUACUAGCUUUCUUAACAAAUAGUUACCUCAUACCAAACAAACGUUAGCUUUAGCUUACGUCCACCGUUAGCUUAACUGCUACAUAGUUGACGUCUGAAGUGAAAGUACUAUACUAAAAUCCGAAACUGCCAUUGGGACAGGGUGAUAAUGGCAGAUCCUGCACGGAUCAAAACUGAGGGUACACCUGAGAGAGGUGCUGCCGGCCAAGACGAACAGCCUGCAGCUAAUGUGCCUGACGACGUAAGGGUCCCAGCUACGGAAAAGCCUGUAGACGAACCGAAGGAGUCGUCUUCUCAAGACCAGCACAAACAGGACAUUAAGUCUGAAGCGGCAGCAGAGGAUGAGGAUGAAGGAACUUCAGGUCAGCCUCCAUCGAAAAGACUUAAGGUGGAGCCAGAGAAGAAAAAGGAAAAGCGGCACAAGGUUGACGAGGAUGAAAUACAAAAGAUGCAGGUUUUGGUGUCGUCCUUCUCUGAAGACCAGCUGAAUCGCUAUGAAAUGUACAGACGUUCUGCCUUCCCUAAGGCUGCCAUUAAGAGGCUGAUCCAGUCUAUAACAGGAUCGUCAGUGUCCCAGAAUGUUGUGAUUGCAAUGUCUGGUAUCUCCAAAGUUUUUGCUGGGGAAAUAGUUGAGGAAGCAUUGGAUGUUUGUGAGAAGUGGGGAGAUACGCCACCGCUUCAGCCCAAGCACAUGAGGGAGGCUGUGAGGAGGCUGAAGAGUCGCCAUCAGAUUCCCAACACCAAGUACAAGAACAUUCUGUUUCACUGAGGAGUGCAGCCGAGGAUGAAUGACCACACUAGCUCUACAGUAGAAAUAAAAUGCCCUGUGAGACUUUAUGUCAACGGUCAGUCCACUGUAAAAAGAAGUUUUUAAGUACCCGGUGACCAGGAUCUGUACAGAUGAAGAAACUUCGAUCCGCACAUGAUCAAUGACUUUGAAAUGGUGGCGGCACCUGCAAAUGUAAAUACAACAACGCGUUGCACGAUGCAAUCGAGUUCAAAUGUGUGCAGUUGUACUGAUGUAUUUUGGGUGUAAAUACAGUACUCUUUAUACUUGGCAACAGAGCUGACUCUACCCAAUUUGUCGCCCUAGUGAAGAUUUUAUGUGGGCCCCCUCAUGCUUACAAAAGAAAUGGGCAGUUUUUACCAAUUGUCUAUAAUUUGCAGAAUUCCAUGUCCCCAUAUUUACAUGGUUAACAAAUUAUAAAAUACAAUCUGAAACAAUGUGAAUGUUGUUCCCAUAAAAUAACAAUCCUGUAAAUAAGUGAAUAAAUAGCAAUAAAUUAUAAAUACGAACAAUUUAAAAAAACAGCCAGCUUGCCCACAAUAACUCUUAAGCUACAUUUAAACUAUGUUACAAACGUUAUACACAAACAAAACAGCUAUGUACAAAAAUAGCACAGGGAGACUUAUUUGGAGUAAUAUUAAUUGUGCAUUGCUUUACAUUUGAGUCAGUGUGACAUUUUCCACAUGAAGACUUAAGUUUUAAUAUAUUUUGAGGGAGAAUUUUUUUUUUUUUUUUGGCAGCCCCUGGAGGCCACACCACCCUUAGCAUUUGCCUAUAUUGUGUAAUGGGCCAGCCAGCUCUGCUUGGAAAACAGUUUUGUUUUUAUACUGAAGCAGAUCAUUUUAGAAAAUAAAAUACAAUAUCCAUCAGAA
Dunckerocampus dactyliophorus (ringed pipefish) is the source of this 1934-nucleotide messenger RNA. RefSeq names its product TAF11 RNA polymerase II, TATA box binding protein (TBP)-associated factor (gene taf11). Gene Ontology annotation, molecular function: transcription coactivator activity; protein heterodimerization activity. NCBI's taxonomy places the organism in Eukaryota, Metazoa, Chordata, Actinopteri, Syngnathiformes, Syngnathidae. The record is from RefSeq and is a predicted model, not a curated record. The transcript has 6 exons. Gene Ontology annotation, cellular component: nucleus; transcription factor TFIID complex. The coding region runs from base 424 to 1044 and encodes 206 amino acids. Gene Ontology annotation, biological process: RNA polymerase II preinitiation complex assembly; transcription initiation at RNA polymerase II promoter.